GUUAUUCACGGUGUACGAAUCGAAACAGUUGAGACAACAGCGACUUCAUUUGAUCAUGCGCCGCAGCAGCUAGAAAACUCAUUAAAUCAUGAUCAUCAGCAACAUCAUUCAAGACGGAAAAAACGCAGUACGGUUGAAAGACCACUACGAAUUUCUUUAGUCUAUGAUGAAUCCGUUCUUGGUCUGGACACUGACAAAUUCAUUUUGAUUAAUGAUACUGUACUACCGGAGGCAAUACAAUUUUGGGAGCAAGCAUUAAUGGUGCGACAAACUAAAGGUCCCAUAAGGCUUAACAGGAAAUGCAACAGUACUAAGGUUUUUGUUAAAAAUGGCUUAACACAUUGUAUAGAUAAUUGUAAAUCGAUAACCAUGUGUGGUGAGGUGGAGGUGCCCGAAGAACAUUUGGAUGUGUGUCGAAUUUGUAAUGCCACUGGACAAAAUUGUCGGGUGGAGGAAUCAACUCAAGCCGGUGAGGGUAUAGAAGAGGCUGAUUUCGUCUUUUAUGUCUCAGCAAGACAGACGGAACGUUGUCACAAGGGUCUGACAGUGGCUUAUGCUGCUCAUUGUCAACAAGAGGCUACUUUAGAUCGUCCCAUAGCGGGUCAUGCUAAUUUGUGUCCCAAUAGUAUAAGCACAAAACCUCAGGAACUGCAAACACUGAUAUCAACCGUUAAGCAUGAGAUCUUACAUGCUUUGGGUUUCUCCGUGAGUCUAUUUGCUUUCUUUCGAGAUGAUGAGGGUAAGCCAAGAACACCGAGAAUACCGGAUACGGGUAAACCACAUUUAAAUGAAAUCCUACAAAUACAUCAGUGGAGUAAUGACACCAUACGCAAAGUGGUUAGAGAUAACUGGUCGGUACGCAAUGGUCAUGUGCGCAAAGAAAUCGAUAUGAUGGUGACUCCCAGGGUAGUGCAAGAAGUACGCAAACAUUUUAAUUGUGAUCUAUUGGAGGGUGCCGAGUUAGAAGAUCAGGGAGGUGAGGGUACUGCUUUAACUCACUGGGAGAAACGUAUUUUAGAGAAUGAGGCCAUGACUGGAACCCAUACUCAAUCACCUGUAUUUUCACGCAUCACAUUAGCUUUAAUGGAAGACUCGGGCUGGUAUCGAGCUAAUUAUAGUAUGGCCAGUCCUUUAUCUUGGGGUCGUGGUUUGGGCUGUAAUUUUGUUAUGCGCAGCUGUAAAGAUUGGAUACAAUUGAAUAAUGCCAAGGGCCGCUCUAUACAUCUUUGCUCCAAGGUGAAACAAGAUCCUCUUCAAACUGAAUGUACUGAUGAUCGCAAUUCCGUGGCGUUGUGCAAUUUAAUUAGACAUGAAUAUAGGUUACCGGAACAGUACCAGAAUUUCGAUAGUAUUAACAUAAAAGAUGGCGAUGAAGUUUUCUAUGGAGGAUCCGUGUCAUUGGCCGAUCAUUGUCCCUAUAUACAGGAAUUUACUUGGCGCAAUAAUAAUAUAACAAUACGAGGAUCACACUGUCAUUUUGUGGAAAAUAAUCCCAGU
Lucilia sericata (common green bottle fly) is the source of this 1497-nucleotide messenger RNA. Its product is annotated as leishmanolysin-like peptidase. Gene Ontology annotation, cellular component: membrane; cytoplasm. Gene Ontology annotation, biological process: proteolysis; cell adhesion. Gene Ontology annotation, molecular function: metalloendopeptidase activity. NCBI's taxonomy places the organism in Eukaryota, Metazoa, Arthropoda, Insecta, Diptera, Calliphoridae. The record is from RefSeq and is a predicted model, not a curated record.